Molecule: messenger RNA, 2168 nt
Organism: Phragmites australis (common reed)
Lineage: Eukaryota; Viridiplantae; Streptophyta; Magnoliopsida; Poales; Poaceae
Exons: 2
Coding region: 751-1938 (395 amino acids)
Molecular function (GO): calmodulin binding
Source: RefSeq, a predicted model, not a curated record
CUGGUUCUUGGCCACCCCACCCACGCUUCGUUGGUUGGUGUUCUUGCCAUCAAUGGCCGCCGGUUUGAGUCUUACUGUUUGGUGCCUUGUCUCGGAAGAACGUUUGGUUCUUCUUGGUUGUGUCUUUGCGGGGAAUGUUCGUUGCUAACUAAUUCAGUAAUUGUGGUCGUACGGGUGAUUGGAAAACAAAAGAAAGCGAAGCAUCUCAGGGGUUGUUGAAUCUGGCGCUGUGCCAUCUUUAAUUGCGAAUUCGUCGAGAUGCGGAUUUGAUGUUAGGAAUUGGAGCCUAACUACGCCUUCCUGGCCGCUUCCUGCUCUUGAUUCUUGACAUCUCUUUUCCUCCCAUCUUGUACGGUUGCUUAGAGAUUCUUGGCAUUUUAUUUUCUUGGAAGGCGCAAUAGAUAAAUUCUAGAAGUCUAUUUGGCUAUUCUCUAAUCUCUAUAGGUAUUAAUUUUGGGGGAAUAUUUGUUGAAAUGUUGGUAGGGACUACGGAGGAUAGAAAAGAAAAAAAGAAUCCGGGGUUGUUGGAUUGGAUCCUGCGCCACCAUAUUUUAACUCCAAAUCCGUUGCGAUAAGUUUCGUUUUUUGGUCUUUGUUUCCUUCCUCUUUUUGCUGGAGCCGCCGAUUUGAUGUCUCACCAAGAGCAACAUCUCGGUUCUUGAGCCCAUAGCCUUUUUUUCAUCGCAAUUGGGGCUUCGUCGUGCCGGACAAGAUCUGCCGACUGAUCUAGCCUGCUGCUGCUGUGACACAAUGGCGACAUCCAAGAAGGAGCCUCUCAACCCUAGCAGAGACAGGACCACCAGGAUGUCACCGAACCUCAGGCCGUCCGGCACUGAGUCCUCUGGAUAUGGCUACGGUGCUAGGCGGGCACGGUCGGUCCCGAGCUCCCCCGACCGCAAAUUCGGCUCCUCGUCAUCAUCGGUGGCUGCCUCUGGCUCCCCAGAUGCCCAACGUCCAUCGUUGUCCAGCGCUGGCCGGUACGUAUCGUCACGGACCAUGUCCAGCUCAGGUUCACCCAUCCAUGGCAGCAGGGCCCAUCCAUUCCCUGGUGCAGCCUCAAAGCCCAUGCUGGCAAGGGCGAAAUCUGACAAGGUCAGCAGCACCUCGCAGCAGCCUCCAGGGCUUGCUGUGCCACCGAGCAAUUCCUUCAAGGACACGUCUAAGACAGCGUCCAAGGCGUCACCAUCCACCUUGCAGAGGAGUAAACUGUCUCCAAGGCCUUGUGCUGACAGUAGCAAGGCUACAGCAUCUCCCAAACCCAGCAGUCAGAGGAUGGCGUCGCCAGGAGCUGCACGUGGAGGAAGAGUUCAGCCGGUAUCCACUGCAUGCUCACCGGGUGCAGCUGCAAAGAAGAGAUUGGAUGCUGCUAAUGGUGCUACUGCCAGCUCAAAGGCAAAAAGUGUGUCUCAGAAGGCAAUGGGGGCAUCUGCAAGCAGGAAGGAGAAGGAAGAGGAUCCAUCGAUGCAGUUCAAGGAAACUGAGAGCAGAAGCACCCCAACCAUAGAAGAGCACUUGCACGAGCAGCUCCCUGACCCGGUCAACCUGAAAUCCAUGGAUGAGGUUGUACCUGAUGAGCAUGAGCCAUCUUCUAAUCAACUAGAGCAACAAGUCAAGAAUGAGGAGGAAGUCAAGGGGCACUUCUCUGAAGAGAAAGAAGAUGCAGGAGGCAAUGAGCUGCAUAACGGAGGACAAGAUGCUAAUGGCGGCGUAAAGACUGUUGAUGAAUCUGGGCUUGUUGAGAAGGAGGUGGCCAACGGGAGUGCGGACAAGGCAGGGCCACUGCCGAAUAUGACUGAAGUGGCUCAGGUAUUGAGGAAGGAUGAUCCCAAGGGCAAUGACGUGAUCGAGGAAGCCAAAAGCAAGCUCCUGGGGGAGAGGAAGAGCAGGGUCAAGGCCUUGGUAGGGGCCUUCGAGACAGUCAUGUCCUUCAAGGAGUAGUGCUGAACCUCAUGUUUGGAUCCAUCCUGUCCAUCUCAGUGUUGAGUACAUCCUGUCAUGAAUAUAUAUGUGAUCACGAGGAGCUGAGUGUUUAUAUGAUGAUUCCCUUGGUUCAUUGUACUCGAUGUUAUGUUUCUUUUUCUGAAUGAUCAACAAAUUCAAUGUGGAUUUGUUUGUUUGUUGCUUUUAUUGAUGUAGAGUUGAAUGAAAUGCUGGUGCUUAUUGAGAAA